Molecule: messenger RNA, 2013 nt
Organism: Sorex araneus (European shrew)
Lineage: Eukaryota; Metazoa; Chordata; Mammalia; Eulipotyphla; Soricidae
Gene: YWHAQ
Product: tyrosine 3-monooxygenase/tryptophan 5-monooxygenase activation protein theta
Exons: 6
Coding region: 261-998 (245 amino acids)
Biological process (GO): signal transduction
Cellular component (GO): cytoplasm
Source: RefSeq, a predicted model, not a curated record
CGCCUCAUUGGGCGGCGGGCGAGGGCGGUCGCACGGCGGCCCGCCCCCUCGGCUCGGGAGUAGGCUGAGACGGGAGGGUCCUCGGCGCCAGCCCAGAGCGGAUCAAAGUGGUGGGACUCGCGCCGCGGCCGCGGAGACGUGAAGGCCCCGCGCACGCCGCCCUAGCACGCCCCCCACCCCGCCCCGGGUCGCCCGCCGCCACAGCCGCCGCCGCCGCUGCUGCUCGCCCUCUUCCCCGCCCCCCGCCCCGGUCCCCCCUCAUGGAGAAGACGGAGCUGAUCCAGAAGGCCAAGCUGGCCGAGCAGGCCGAGCGCUACGACGACAUGGCCACCUGCAUGAAGGCCGUGACGGAGCAGGGCGCCGAGCUGUCCAACGAGGAGCGCAACCUGCUCUCGGUGGCCUACAAGAACGUGGUGGGCGGCCGCCGCUCCGCCUGGAGGGUCAUCUCGAGCAUCGAGCAGAAGACGGACAGCUCGGACAAGAAGCUGCAGCUCAUCAAGGACUACCGGGAGAAAGUGGAGUCGGAGCUGCGCUCCAUCUGCACCACGGUCCUGGAAUUGUUGGAUAAGUAUUUAAUAGCCAAUGCAACUAAUCCAGAGAGUAAGGUGUUCUACCUGAAAAUGAAGGGGGAUUAUUUCCGGUACCUUGCUGAAGUUGCAAGUGGUGAUGAUCGAAAACAAACGAUAGAUAAUUCCCAAGGAGCUUAUCAGGAAGCUUUUGAUAUAAGCAAGAAAGAGAUGCAACCUACACAUCCUAUCCGGCUGGGGCUUGCUCUUAACUUUUCUGUAUUUUAUUAUGAGAUUCUUAAUAACCCAGAGCUGGCCUGCACACUGGCUAAAACGGCUUUUGAUGAGGCCAUUGCAGAACUUGAUACACUGAAUGAAGACUCAUACAAAGACAGCACCCUCAUCAUGCAGUUGCUUAGAGAUAACCUAACAUUAUGGACAUCAGACAGUGCAGGAGAAGAAUGUGAUGCAGCAGAAGGGGCAGAGAACUAAGUGCACACAGGGUGGCAUCCUUCUUCCCCUCGAGAAAUCUUUUUACACAUCUCCAUUCCUUAUUCCAUUUGGAUUUUCUCUAGCAAAGAAACCCAUUCAUGUGUAUGGAAUCAACUGUUUAGUCUUUUCACACUGCAGCUUUGGGAAAACUCCAUUCCUUGAUUUGUGUUUGUCUUGGCCUUUCUGGUGUGCAGUUACUGCUGUAGAAAAGUAUUAAUAGCUUCAUUUCAUAUAAAAAUAAGUAAUGUCCAAACACCUAUGUAGAGGACUUAAAAUGUACCUGAUAUUUAAGUAAUCUGAACCAGUUCUGCAAGUGACUGUGUUUUGUAUUACUGUGAAGAUACGAAAAUGUAGUUAAUUGCAAUUUAAAAGUGUUAUACAUAAUUUCUUCAUUUCUAUAUCCCUCUCUUACUCUUGGGGUUUCCUUUUAAUAAGCAACUUUUCUAUGCUUUUAAUGUAUUCUGUUUUGGUUGGAUUCCCGAAGAAUUAGAUUGAAUGCAAAAGCAUUGACACUUCUGGGCUGGGGGUCACAUACUGAAAUGUCUCCUAUUCCAUACCUUGGAGGCUUUGUGUGUUGGUGACAAUGGGGAGUUUCCUUAUUCACUCUUCAUUUGCUGCUGUUUCAGUUGACAACUUCCCUUCCCAAUAAAAAUUCACUUACACCUCCUACCUUUGUAGUUCUGGUAUUCACUUUACUGUGUGUAAUAAAAGUAGCAUGUUGCUGUCAGAAUACAAGCAUUGCUUUUGGCAAAUUAAAGUGCAUGUCAUUUCUUAAUACACUAGAAAGGGAAAAUAAAGAAAACAAGUCCAAGUCUAAAACUUUAGUACUUUUCCAUGCAGAUUUGUGCACAUAUGAGAGGGUGUCCAGUUUGUCUAGUGCUUGUGACUUAGAGAGUUGGACCACUACUGUGUGUUGCUAAUCAUCGACUGUAGUCCCCCAAACGCCUUGUGAAAAUGUUAUGCCCUAUGUAACAGCAGAGUAACAGAAAAUAAAAAUUACAUUUUAUAAAUCAUA